AUGCUCAGCCCACCUCGUCCCCCACCCGUCCAAGAGCAUCAUGGCGACCGCACCGCAAACACCCUCGUCAGCCAGCACGGCGACCGCCACCCGCUCGGCGACCCAGACGACCGCCGCGACGACAGGGACAGGGACAGGGACGGGGACGACGACGACGACGACGACGACGGCCAGGCCACCAUAGCACCCACCACCACCACCUCAAGCCAAAACCAUGCCACGCAUCGCCCGCUCCCCCUCGCCCGCUGCGUCACCUACCUCAAGGCCAUCGCUCCCCCCGUCCUCACCGCCCUCGCUCUCGGCCCCUUUGUCCUCGUACCCGCCAUCGCUCGCCGCAUCGGCCCCUACGCCUUCCUCGCCUACGUCUUCUACAUCCUCUUCUUCUUCCCCGCACCCGCCACCGUCGGCAGGUUCUUUGAGACGGCCCUCCUCAGCCUCGUCGCCGCCGCCAUCUCGCUCGCCAUCUCCCUCCUCGCCGUCAGCGGCGCAGUCUGGAUCGACGGCGCCGGUCAGCCCUACUACUCCUCGGUCCAGUCCCGCGCCCUAGGCGUGUGCACCCUCGUCCUCCUCGCCUUCCUCUCGGCCACCCUCAGCAGCGCCGUGCCCCGCCUCAAGGCCCCCUCGCGCUGCGCCCUCUUUGCCGCCGUCUGGGCAAUCACCUCGGGCUACACCCACAUCACCGCGGCCAUCUUCACCGACCUCUUCUACCCCAUCCUACUCGCCGCCGUCCUCGGCCUCCUCGGCAACCUCCUCAUCUUUCCUCGCACCGCCCGCGCAACCUACCUCCGCCUCGUCACGGAAACCCUCGACGUCGUAUGCGACGUACUCGAGCGCGCCGUCGACGACUUCUUCCGAGCCCCGCCGCCGGACUUCGAUACCCACUUCCGCCCCCCGCACCACGACCGCCCGGGAGUCGCAUCGGCACGGCUGCAGGCCCUACGCAGCAAGCUCAUCGGCCUCGGUGGCCGCCUCGAGCCCACCUUCCAGGCGGCAGAGAACGAAUGGAGCAUCGGCCGCGUCCCCACGGCCAAGUUCAAGGCAUACAUCCACCUCCUCCGCUCCACGCGCUCCUGGAUCGCCUGCGGCAUGGGUCUCAAGGGCGCCCACGAGGCCUUUGAUGGUGUAGAGACGCCCGGCUAUGGCGAAAGAGACGCGCACGAGCUCGCCCAAGGCACGGUCCGAGGCAGGCCCGACACUCGCUCCGCCGACGCCAGCCGCACACGGCGUUCCUCAACCGAAAGCCUCAGCUGCAGCGUCGAGUUCCGCCAGUUUGAGCCGGCCGUGCGAGGACUCUGCCGCGAGAUUGUCGCCUCCCUCCGCAUGGUCAAGCUCAGCAUCGAGAUGAGCACCGGCCGGCUCAGCCCGGCCAAGCUUGCCACGGUCGCCCUGCAGCGCAACGGCGAAACACACGAAAAGCCCAUCCGUCACCACCACUCGGAUUCACACCACGUCCCCGCGGCCAUCCUAGCGGCUGCCAUGGUGGCCACAGCACAGACCUCAGACGUGCCCAUGACCCCGGCCGAAGUGCUGUCCAAGCAGAGGCAGCAUCUCCGCCACGCCAUCGCAGCGUUCAAGGGCUCCCUCAGAGAGGCCCUGAGAAGCGUAAGAAGGACUAGCAGCGGCACGAGGUCAGCCAGCUCCGACAGGCACCGGCAGUCACGGGCGCGCGCGGCCGCACGGGAAAGCUACUUCGAAGGCGCAGCGCUGCCGCAUCAGCCCGACGUGCAAUGGGCACAGCGAGGGUCGACGACUGCCCCAGACGACGGGGCCACUCGCGGCGGCCCGCGUCCGACCGAGGAAGAGAACGAGGACGGCGAAGGCCAGGCCCCGGGCGGUGACUUUGCAUCCCUCUUUCGGAGCGAACUUUAUGCGGUCUCGUUCCUCAUGGUCUCUCUGCUCGAGGUCGCGCUGCUGGCCGAAGCCUCCCUCCGCGUCGGACAGAGCAUCCUGCGAUCCUGGCGGAGUCACCCGCGCAGGCGCGUCUGGCUGCCCGACGUGACCUGGAAGACGUGGCUCAAGCACAGCGGCGACGUGCGCUCGGCCGAGACGUACAGCGAAUCGCCCGACCUGCUCGACGACGACGAUCACUACGAUGCAGAGGGCACCGACGGCGACCUGCGCGCCAUGGCGGGCUCGGCCUACUUUGAUCGCGACAGCGACAGCGAGAUCUGCAAGAACCUCGCCUCUGGCGGCGACGAGAAGAACGAGGCCAAGGCCGUCGGCUUCCGUCGACCCUUGCAGGCCAUCCGCAUCCUCGCCCGGCGCCUGACGCGGAGCAUGGCGGUCCUCAAGUUCCGCGUGCGCCUCUCGCGUUCCAUCCGGCGCUUCCGGCACUCGCACCACAUCAAGUUCGGCAUCAAGCUCGCCCUCGGUGUGGCGCUGUUGAGUCUGCCGGCCUGGCUCGCUCGCGGACCCGCUCGAACCUGGUGGUACGAGCGCCGCGGCCAAUGGGCGGUCAUCUCCUAUCUCUACGUCCUCGAGUCGUCGACCGGCGCCAGCUUUCGCGUGUCGCUAUUCCGCAUCAUCGGCACCGUGAGCGGCAGCUUGCUGGGCCUCUGCAUCUCCGAGGUCAGCCACAACAACCGGUACGCCCUCGGGUUCCUGCUCGCGCUGGCCGUCGUCCCGGCCUCGCACUUUAUGCUCUUCACCCGCGCCGAGGGGAUUGGCAUCGUCUUGGGCCUCACGGCGCCGAUCAUCGCGCUGAUCCCGACGCUCGACCUCGAAUCGUCAGGCUCCGAGACGGCCGUCGAGUUGGCGUGGAACCGCGGCUACAUGAUCUUCAUCGGCAUUGUUGCCGCCCUGAUCGUCAACAUUGUCAUCUGGCCGCUGCACGCUCGCGUCGAGCUGGUCCGCCAGAUCAGUCGCUCGACGGUUCUGCUGCAGUCUCUCUACCUCAGCCUGGCCCGCCAGAUGCUGACGGGCGGGUUCGUCGCUUCGGCCGAGUCGACGGCGGCGUUUGAGCGGCUCGAGAACAGCGUCGAGCGCAAGAUUGCAAAGGCGCGCGGGCUGGUCUCGAUGAUGGAGGCCGAGGUCAGCCUGAUCCCCAAGCGGACCGACGUGCUGUCCGAGAUCCUCAACCAGCUUCUGACGAUCGCCGAGCUGCUGCGCGGCCUGCGGAGGUGCCGCGAGCAUGGGCUGCGCUCGAUCCGCCGCGAGGCGGUCGUCAACGUGCUGGAGCUGCGUCAGAAUGUCAUCGCCUCGGUCCUUAUCGUCCUCUGGUCGACGGGCCAGGCGCUGCUCAGCCACGCGCCGCUGCCACAGUUCCUGCCAUCUCCCCGGCUGGCGCUUGCGGAGCUGACUGAGGCGGUCGCAGAGCAGCUGAGCGGCCAACGCUCGGACCCCACCACGCCGAUGGACAUGGGCGAGCGGAUGCCGGACGCCUACCACGCGCUGUCGAGCCUGGCCGAUCGCCUGGCACAGCAGGACCAGUCCCGACGAGGUCGCGGCUACCGGCGAUCGGCGCUGCACUCGUUGCAGACGUCCACACCUACGCCCGUCCGGGGCGGAUCGACGACGCCGACGCACGCGCACACGCCGACGACGCCCUACGACCGGCCGGGCGACCGCCGCAGCAUGCUGCUCGACUACGCCUCGUUCUUCAUCCUGGCCGAGCAUGCGCUGCUGUCGGACAUUGUCGCGGCGCUCGAGUCGCUGAUGGAGCUGACGCGUAAGCUGGUCGGCGAGGCGAGCUUCCUUCAGACCCACUUCGUACCCAAGGGCGAGGGCGGGGACGCGGGUCCGGAUGCGGCCGGGACGCCGAUGGGCCACGGGGCUGCUGCGGGAACGCCGAGGGGCGCGAGCAAGACGGCGACGGAUAGUUUUGACCAUGCGGCGUCGAGCUCGUUGGUCCGAGCGCUCAAGAUGCAGAUGGAGCUGGAUCGGAAAGCGGCCGUGCGCGCCUCAAUCGAUGCCGAGUCGGUCGAGCCACGCGAAAGCGGCGGCGGCAGCAGCAGCAGCGGCAGCAGCGGCAACAACGGCAACAACGGUAACAACGGCGGCAACCGCGCGCGUGCGCAGGACCCUGCAUCGGACCUGGCUUCCCGACGAGGUCUGGCGAGCAGCAUCGGCGCCGGCAACGACAGCGGCAGCGGUGGGCCAAGCCAUGUCCGGAUCGAGGGGGACCCGGCCGCCUUUCGACAGCGGAACCGCACGCCGCUCUCGCCGCUGCGUUUCGGGCAUGCACAUGAGACGAUGCGCGGCCAAGGCCACGGACAGACCGAGGCAUCGAGCAGAGCUUCUCUAGACGAUACGACGACAGAUACUGAGCGGGCGGUACCGGCAACGCCACCGCCACCGCCACCCGCGCUGUAG
This is a messenger RNA of Pseudozyma flocculosa PF-1, 4311 nucleotides long. RefSeq lists its product as uncharacterized. NCBI's taxonomy places the organism in Eukaryota, Fungi, Basidiomycota, Ustilaginomycetes, Ustilaginales, Ustilaginaceae. Gene Ontology annotation, cellular component: plasma membrane. The coding region runs from base 1 to 4311 and encodes 1436 amino acids. The record is from RefSeq and is a predicted model, not a curated record. The transcript has a single exon. Gene Ontology annotation, molecular function: transmembrane transporter activity. Gene Ontology annotation, biological process: transmembrane transport.